Messenger RNA from Penicillium manginii, 507 nucleotides. RefSeq names its product toxin biosynthesis protein. The transcript has a single exon. The coding region runs from base 1 to 507 and encodes 168 amino acids. The record is from RefSeq and is a predicted model, not a curated record. Lineage: Eukaryota; Fungi; Ascomycota; Eurotiomycetes; Eurotiales; Aspergillaceae.
AUGUGCGUAGGGAAUGUCCUAUAUAUCCUAGUCCUCCUCUUUGCAUUUUCGGAAUUCAUGGAGAAGGGCGCGACGCGACUUAUUCCUGGAAGCAAUAAGUGGCCGUUUGACCAGCAUGGCAACAUGGGGCAGACAAUUCCGGCGGAGAUGAAGACGGGCGAUUGUUUGCUUAUUGGUGGGAAGGUGAUUCAUGCCAUGGGCGAGAACAAGACCGAGAUGGAGCGGAAGUGUAUCCAGCUUACUGUUAUUCCGAGUUUCUUGACGCCAUCAGAGGCACAUCCGUUCAUUAUUACGCUGGAAACUGCAAAAGCUUUGUCGAAGAGAGCGCAGAGAUUUGUUGGGUUUCGGUCGCAGUACCCGCGUGGCUCGCCGGGGUUGUGCACUAAGGAUUAUCUUGAGCUUGCAUUGUAUCUGGGGCUAGAUCAUCUUCAGGGGGCUAUGGAGCAGUUGCAGGAUGUUAUCAAUCAGCCUAAGCAGUGGGAUACUAUUGACUAUGAGAAUGUUUAG